This is a messenger RNA of Pyricularia pennisetigena, 1770 nucleotides long. RefSeq lists its product as uncharacterized. NCBI's taxonomy places the organism in Eukaryota, Fungi, Ascomycota, Sordariomycetes, Magnaporthales, Pyriculariaceae. The coding region runs from base 1 to 1770 and encodes 589 amino acids. The record is from RefSeq and is a predicted model, not a curated record. Gene Ontology annotation, biological process: ergosterol biosynthetic process. Gene Ontology annotation, cellular component: endoplasmic reticulum membrane. Gene Ontology annotation, molecular function: Delta24(24-1) sterol reductase activity. The transcript has 3 exons.
AUGUCUUCCCGAUAUUCACUACGGCAGACCCCCAGGAAAAAGGAGCUCUUCGAGGGCAUGAUCGAGACUCCUGCUCGUCGCUCCACACGUAGAAAGUCGCAGUUCCCCGAGACCGACGGUGAUUCGAGCUCAGCCGCAGAGAGCGAAGCUGUUGCAAAGCCAGUCAACAACACGCGCCGCCGUGUACCCAAAUUCAUUGAGCACAUUGACGAGGCUGCCGAGUCCGACGCUCCUUCAGAAUACUCGCCCGUCUCAGCCACUGCCCCUGAUUUGUCAAACGGAGACGAGAUGGCUCGGAGGAAGGCCUGGCCCACCGCCGUCGCCGCGGCUGAUGAUGUCAAAAUCAAGACUGAGGAGACCUCGGAGACGGAACCCCUUACCAAUGGCAAGCUUCAACCUAAGGCCGUUGAUGGCUGGAUUCCUGGAACUGAUCACCGCAUCGACUCCUCCGGAUUCAAGGACUUUGGCGGAUCUCUUGGCGUAACAACCAUGAUGAUCUGCUUCCCGCUGCUCAUGUACUAUAUGUGGAUAGGUUCCACCUACUACAACGGCAAACUUCCACUGCCGGCCGAUGGCGAGAGCUUUGGCGACUUUGUGAAGAAGCUGUGUUCAUUAGCAUACACCGGAGCGUUCCCCCAUUUGAAGGCCUGGGCCAUAUUCUGGACCUUUUUCAUUUUUCAGGGGACCCUCUACUGCCUCGCCCCAGGUAUCUGGGGCAAAGGCAAACCCCUUGCUCAUGAGGGCGGCAAGCAGCUUGACUAUUACUGCUCAGCACAGUGGAGCUGGUACAUCACUAUUAUUACCGCGAUCGGCCUACACCUGAGCGGGCUCUUCCCGCUGUACACCAUCAUCGAUGAGUUCGGAUCUAUAAUGAGUGUCUGCAUCAUCUCUGGGUUUCUCAUCAGCUCUGUCGCCUACUUCUCGGCCAUUCAGCGGAACGCCCAGCAUCGUAUGACGGGCUCUUUUCUGUAUGACUUUUUCAUGGGUGCUGAGCUCAACCCGCGCAUGUUUGGCAUCCUCGAUUUUAAGAUGUUUUUUGAGGUCCGCCUCCCGUGGUUCAUCCUGUUCCUGACGACGCUGGGCUUGUGCGCUCGGCAAUAUGAGCAGUACGGCUACGUCACGGGCGAGGCAUACUUUCUUCUCAUGGCUCACUUUCUCUACGCCAACGCCUGCGCCAAGGGCGAGGAGCUCAUCAUCACCACGUGGGAUAUGUACUAUGAGAAGUGGGGUUUCAUGCUUAUCUUCUGGAACAUUGCUGGCGUUCCUCUGACCUACUGUCACUGCACCCUCUACCUCGCCAAUCACCACCCGUCCGAGUACGCUCACAGCAAGCCAGUCCUCGCCCUCAUGUUCAUUGGCUACCUGUUUGUGUACUGGGUCUGGGACACAUGCAACUCCCAAAAGAACCGCUUCCGCGCCAUGGAGCGUGGCCACUUGGUCCCUCGCAAGUCGUUCCCCCAGCUUCCCUACCAGACGAUCCAGAACCCUCGCAAAAUCCCUACCCAGACUGGAGACUCUCUUCUGGCUGACGGCUGGUACGGCAUGGCCCGCAAGGUGCACUACACCUGCGAUCUCUACUUUGCACUCAACUGGGGUCUCAUUACCGGCUUCGCGAGCCCUUUCCCGUGGUUCUACCCUGUUUUCUUCGCCGGCAUGAUCGUUCACCGCGCAGCUCGUGACAUCGCCCGCUGCCGCGAAAAGUAUGGAGCCGCCUGGGAGGAGUACGAGAAGCAGGUUCCUUACGUCUUCAUCCCUGUAAGUCACCUAUGA